Messenger RNA from Ostrinia nubilalis (European corn borer), 979 nucleotides. RefSeq lists its product as uncharacterized. The record is from RefSeq and is a predicted model, not a curated record. The transcript is spliced from 5 exons. The coding region runs from base 149 to 583 and encodes 144 amino acids. NCBI's taxonomy places the organism in Eukaryota, Metazoa, Arthropoda, Insecta, Lepidoptera, Crambidae.
CCCGAAACCAACAUCGUCGUCAAUAAAAGCAGUGAAUAAAACAUUGGUGGAAAUCGCUUUAAAAAGCAACUGGGUCGAAGAUCGCAUAGAAUGUCCCAAAGCCGGCACCUUGUAUUUUCCACCCAAAGAGCAAAUCAAUUACGAAAAAAUGAAACCGGAAUCUCGACAGCCAGAUUUCAGAAUAAAUAAAUUGACCAGUUUACAGGGUAACGUGCACUCCAUCAUCCGGCACGACAGCCACGACUACUGCGGAAACUUCGCCACGACCAACGACCUCGUGUACAACCACCUGCCGAAGCCACUGUGCGGACCCAACCAGCGCCAUUACAAGAGAAGCGCGCAUCAGUUCUACCCGCAGCCGGACCUCAUGAAGUGCUUUGGUAACGUAACUGAGUGGGGGUUGAGGAAAUAUAAACAAUAUGAAUGGGCAUGCACUGAUGUCUCCGAUUACGCGUCGACCCUGUACGACGACACGUACGUGCCGCCUUUGCCCCACCAGUACCUUCAGAGAUGCGAAAGAAAAGCAAGAAAUUCGAGCUUCACAAAAAGUUUCCGAUUUAAAAUGACAAAAUCAAAACAAUGAUAACAUCAAGAAUCAUUUUCUUCACUUUUUGCAAAAAUUACUAGUCUUUACAAUAUCACAUUUUGUUCGAGAAGAGGACAGUGACGUCCAUAUAAAAAUUGUAACAAUACAAUAAUUCUUAAUGCUUUCAUAUAGCCAUCACCUGGCACCAACACGAGAUCAGCAAAUAGUCUUAACGCUAAGUUUAGUCUCAAACAUUACAACUAAUAACCACUUACACAACUAUGUGAUAAUAACUUAACAAGAUUUUUCCUUAAUAAUAACGUUGGCAGUUCAUUGGAACCUAUAGAAAAAUAUAUCAAAGAAUAAAGGCAAAAAAUUAUGAGUCAAAGAAAGUUAGAAACACAACCGACUAGCUGCAGAGACUGCAUUAUCGAGAAGUAAAGGAAUUGGCUU